Molecule: messenger RNA, 1534 nt
Organism: Papaver somniferum (opium poppy)
Lineage: Eukaryota; Viridiplantae; Streptophyta; Magnoliopsida; Ranunculales; Papaveraceae
Exons: 2
Coding region: 264-1136 (290 amino acids)
Source: RefSeq, a predicted model, not a curated record
UUCUUCGUUCCAAUCUCUUUUAAUUGCACAGCACACUCUUAUGAGCAACAAGACAUAAUAAGGGCGUCUGCUGCUCUCUACUCUCUAUUAUACCAGGAAAACAAAAAUAUCACCGUAUAUAAAGCUCCAUGAUAUUUAGAAUUUCAAUAAUUUAACACUCUCAGGUUCAGCUCUGAUUGCUGCUACUUGAUGCUCAUCUUCUGAAAUACUUCUCUCAAAAAGACCGACCCUUUUCAUUUUCCUUCUUAUUCUUAGUGAUCAUAAUGGAGAAACAUACAAACCAAAUGGAUUUAGAUGAAUGGGAAGUCCUUUCUGAUGAUGGGUUUUUCGAAUUAAAUCAUCUUCAUCAUCAUGUAAAUGAUAAUCAUCAUAAUAAGAAGGUAUUAACAAUUGAUUCAGGUUUUGAUGAUUACUUCAUAUGUCCAUCACCGAAGAAAUCAGUUGUCAUAAAGGAUAUAAAUAAGAAUCAACUUGUUCCAGUUAAUAUUCAGUUGGAACAAAAAAAGGAGGAGAAGAAAAAACCAGAAGAGGAACAAAUAAUAGUAAAAGAGAUGAUUAAAGUUCCUAUUGUUGAGAUCAAGACUCCAAAAUUGGUACUAGUUGGAGAAGAUCAAGAUACAAUCUCACAAGUCUUCUUUAAGAAAAUGAAGGAGAACGAAUUCGUCGACAUGAAAUUAGACUCCCCAAAAUCUGUGUCUAGGGGAAUUAAGGCACCACCUGCAAUUGAAUCAGGAGCAAUUCAAUUCGAGGAUAAAGAAGAGAUCAUAGAAAAUAAGAAAAUUGAUGAUCAAGAGGCGGUGAAGAAUUAUUUGGACUCAAAAGAUGAAAGAAACUUAGAAAAAAGUAAUCAUGGUGGUGGCUUGCAUAUUUGGAAGUGGAGAAUCACUGGAAUUGGAGCUCUUUGUUCUUUAGGAAUUACUGCAGCAACUAUCUGUAUUUUCAUUAUAGGAAGCAGGAAAAAACAAAAACAUCAUCAGCAGAAUCAAAAAUACAGAAUCCAGAUUUAUGCAGAAGACAAGAGGAUUAAGCAAGUGGUUCACCAUGCAACUAAACUGAAUCAUGCAAUUGCAGCAGCAAGAGGUGUUCCUCUCACAAGAGCUCAUAUUACCAUUGGAGGUUACUUUGAUGGCCUUUAAAUUACAACCCAUAACAAUUCCUCAAUUCUUCAAAAUAUUAUGUUAAUCAAGUCGUUAAGCUGUCGUCGAUCAGGAUCUUAAUUUAUAAUAUAAUAUGGUUUAUUUCUGAUACAAGUUAUGUAAGUCAGAUCUCUGUACAUAAUGUAGUAUAGAAUAGGAUGUAGAAUGCAUGUCCAGUAGAAGAAGAGGAAGUUACUUUAAAUUACAACAUUCCUGAUUUGUGUUUUAGGAUUUCAGUUACAGUUUGUUAAGGAAGAUGUAUUUCAUGGGAAAGGUAUGGGGAUGUUGUUGUAUUGCGUCUGGUUUAUAUUGGUUCGAACUUGAGAGUUUGAGACUACAUUCUGAGCUGUUCAAAUAAAUAAAUAAAGUUUCGUUUAGAGUUUUUUUUUUCCUUCCAA